AUGGAAGAUGUGAAAGGAUCGCCAGCGAUGUCACAGUUAAAACAGUUAGUUUUAGGAGACGAUUCGCCCAUGUCAUCUCCGUCCGAUGGCACAAAGACAACAAAAGAAGAACCAGCCAAUUUAAUAUAUGAAGACAAGGAAUUGGAAAAGACACCUCUUGGCGAUGCAAUUGACUCGUUGCUCGUUCGCUGGGCUCAACUUCUAUCGAACGUCUCAUCACGCCCACCGGUUCCAGCUCCUUCAACGAUCGACCAUGUGAAAGAAGUAGUUGAGAUAUCAAUGUAUCAUUUUCGUGACUCGUGUUUGGAUGUAUGUUCUGAAUUUACAAAAAUCGACUUGCAAUGGCAGCUUGAUCAUCCUGAAGAAGUUUAUGAAGAUGAAUUAAAAGGUCUCGAUGAUGCCCUGAUCCGACAAGAAACUUUGCUUGCACGAGCACAUGGAAUACUAGAUAGGCGGUCUAAGGAAUUUUUUGGAUGA
Molecule: messenger RNA, 477 nt
Organism: Strongylus vulgaris
Lineage: Eukaryota; Metazoa; Nematoda; Chromadorea; Rhabditida; Strongylidae
Source: the annotation of a GenBank genome assembly